GUUAUGAUAUAAUAAUGAAAAAUAAUUAUUGAUAUAAUUUAAUAAUUCAUGUAAAUAUAUAUAUGUUGUAAUUAUAAUUACUGUGUAAUUUAAUACUAUUAUAUGUUUAAAAUUAAAGUUUAAGUAUUGCUUAAAGAAAAGUCUUCAUGCUCUUAUUAUCAUGAAUGUAUUUUCUCAAAAUUCUACAUAUACGUUUUGAUUAUUGAAAAUCAUUUAAUCAUUUAAUUGUAAAUUAUUUUAAAAAAACUGAAAAUUGAGAUAUAAUAUUAAAGUGUCAGAAAUACACGAGUAAUUAUGUUAAAAAAACCGCGUGUGUAAUGUAGGGUUAUAACAUUUCAUGUUAACAAAUACAGAUAUUACUUGGUAAAUUAAUCCCUGAUUAAGUUAAUCGAAGUUCGGUCGAAGUAAUCCCUAAUCUCCUGCCGACUGCUAAUGAUAAGGUGCUAUGUACAUUUGUCAAUAUUUGUAUUGACGUAUAAUCGCGAAGCUGUCAACCCGAUCAGCUGCAGUGUGACGUUGCGUACGAUUUUUUCCCGGAUCCCAGAUGGUCGACAAUCACGAUGUAUGUACAUACGUUCUAUCUAGAUGCGAUGCAUGUAUUUCGAAUGCGCGCGUAAACCGUCACGGUUUUGUGUAUUGCAACUCUGUGAUAUUAUACAUACAAAUUUAUUUAUAUUUGUGUGGCGUUGAAAUUGCAUAUAAAAAAGUUCCAAUUAAAAUUCCGUUGUACUGACGUGCGAUCGCGAAAAGAAUCCAAGGAGGAAAAAGAACAGACCAAAGAGAUGGAGAGACAGAGAAGGAGAGCGCGAACGCGAGUUGCGGAAGAGAGAGACAUCCAAUUGGUUUUCCUCCGUGCGUCGUCGGAUCGGCGGCAGGUUGACGUGCCCCGAAUCGAAGGAGGCGCCAUCGUUGUCAGCAGCGCGAGGACCUCGAUUAUGAGGUUAUCGUCGUCAGCAUCGCGGACGUGAGAAUCUCGACAUUGUCGUCACCGCCGUCGCCGUCGUAGUCGUUGCGUCCUCUCCUUACGGCGAUGGAGCGCGCGUAAUUUCCACGGCGACGAUGCCGCGUAAUGUCGACGGCUCUCCCUUACGGCCGGUCACCACCAGCUCCAGCGCGCGUCAGCACGCCAGUGCUCGCGGAACGUCGGCCGCGCCGUCCACGCCGCCGCCGCCGCCGUCGUCGUCGUCGUCGUCGCCGUCGCCGCCGCUCCGCCGCGACAUAUGAUUCAUAACGACCAAGCGGGGGGUUGUCUUCAGGAACAGAGGCCAAAUUUUAUACAUUCGGAGAUGCUAGAAGUCGGUUUGCGAGUUGUUCGUGGCCAGGAUUGGAGGUGGGACGAUCAGGAUGGCGGCGAAGGUCACGCCGGGACCAUCGUGGAGAUUGGUAGACCUCCCUCCACGGGUAACUCUACCUCCAGUCCGAAUCCUACUGAUCGAACGCCAGACAAGACGGUAAUCGUUCAGUGGGAUCACGGCGCAAGGAGUAAUUAUAGAAUCGGAUAUCAGGGUGCUUACGAUCUGUUGGUGUUCGAUAAUGCGGCCGCCGGUGUCAAGCAUUCCAAUAUUAUCUGCGACGGUUGCAAGAGGCACGGAAUAAUCGGCAUUAGGUGGAAGUGCACAGUGUGCUUUGACUAUGAUCUCUGCACGCAGUGUUACAUGGCCGACGUACACGAGUUGACUCACACUUUUGAGAGAUAUCAAACUGCGAAUUCUAUAGGAGUUUGUUUGGGACCGAGAGAAGGUUGCAUGAAGAUACCGCUGAAAGGGAUCUUCAUAGGAGCAAAAGUCAUUCGCGGACCGGAUUGGGAGUGGGGAAAUCAGGAUGGCGGACGUGGGAAAACCGGCAGAGUCAUGGACAUACGCGGAUGGGAUAACGAGAGUAGUCGAUCUGUUGCGACCGUCACGUGGUCGACGGGCAGCACUAACGUGUAUCGAUUAGGCUUUAAAGGAUGCGUGGAUCUGUGUUACGUGGAGGAGGCGAAUGCCGGUACUUAUUACAAGGAGCAUCUUCCGUUACUCGGCCAACCAGUUUUGACCGUACCGGAUAACGGAAACAGCACGACGCCGACGAAGAGCGGUGCCGCCAACGUCACGUCUAGUCCACACCCUCUAACGUUUAACGUUGGUGAUAAGGUGAAAGUGCUAAUGGAAGUCGAUACGUUAAAGGAAAUGCAGGACGGUCAUGGCGGAUGGAAUCCGCGCAUGGCUGACUACAUAGGAAAGAUUGGCACAGUACACCGGAUUACGGACAAGGGAGAUAUUCGCGUGCAGUAUGAAGGCUGCCACAAUAGGUGGACUUUUCAUCCGGGUGCUCUGACGAAAGUCACCGCUAAGGACGCAUUCUCUCUAGGCGAUGUAGUCCGCGUGAAGAGUGAUUUGGCCGCUGUCAAGCAAUAUCAACGUGGUCAUGGUGAAUGGAUAGAUGUCAUGAAAAAUGCUCUGGGAAAAACCGGGAAGGUAAUUAAAAUCUAUUCCGACGGUGACUUGCGCGUGGCGCUAGACGUACAUGGUCAAACAUGGACAUUUAAUCCUCUGAGUGUCGUUCCGGUAUCUUCUGUCUCAAAUGCCACGGCUAUUGCACAUGAUAAUGCAAACAGGAGUAGGGAUCGCUCGGUCGAUGGUACCGAUAGCGAAGUGGAGAAGUUGUUAAGAGACGCGGCUAGAGGCGAAGCUGGAGUGGAUGCAGUACGGGAAUUCCUCAAAAAGUAUCCUGGUAGGGUAGACGCAUGUGCUCCUGGUGGUGGCAGGAAAACGUGUCUGCAAGUGGCUGCGCAUCAAGGUCAACGUGAGCUUUGCACUCUUCUUCUAGAUGCCGGUGCUUCUCUACGCGCAAUCGAUGAGGAUGGGGAUACGCCCUUACAUUAUGCGGCAUUCGGCAAUCAGCCGGAAAUAAUGGAUCUACUGUUAUCGCGGGGUGCGUCUAUUAAUGCCGUCAAUAAUGGUAGAUGUAGCGCUUUGCACGUGGCGGUUAACAAACAACACGUGCAAUGCGUGAAAGUGCUGCUGCGUUAUCACUGCGACGUCAAUCUCCAGGACUCAUACGGUGACACGGCGUUACACGAUGCGAUCGGGAAGGAUGCGCUAGAUGUGAUUGACGCAUUAUGCUCCUGUGAGAGAGUUGACUUUACAUUGAGAAAUAAACGAGGCUUCAACAUUCUACAUCACGCCGCUCUCAAAGGCAAUGCUCAUGCAACGGAGAGGUUGGUUUCGCGCGCGCGUCAUUUGGUAGACGUGAAAAAGGAGGACGGAUUUGCAGCGCUGCACCUGGCGGCAUUGAACGGGCACAGGGAAGUCGCAGCUAUUCUUCUCUCGCAGAACGGCGGUCGCGCCAAGGUGGACUUACGCAACAAUCGACGGCAAACGCCGUUGCACUUGGCAACUUCACAGGGACACUGGUCGCUCGUCGAGCUGCUGGUGCAUCACAAUGCGGACAUUGGUAGCACGGACGAGGAUGGCGAUUCUGUGUUACACAUCGCAAUAGCUAAGAGCCCGAAUCAACAGACUGCCGUGCCUACACCCGAAAGUAGUCGGGAUUCACCGCUUAUAUACAAUAUAUGGCAGAAUCUGGCGAGGCAAGGCGCAAAGACUGAAUUAGCAUUAGGUUGUUUCUUGGUAAGCAUGGACAGAAGCUGCAAACUCCUUGAACAUGUCAAAAAUAAUAAAGAUAAGACACCGCUGGAUCUUCUGGAAGGCAAUCCACAAGCUGCUGUGCUCGCCGAUCUCUUACGAUCUUACAAAUACCAAAGUCACAGCACGCAAUUAGAAAUAGAAAACAAUUCAUCGACCGAUUAUGUAGAGCCAUCUACGUAUCGGAUAGACAACAUAUCGCAGUCGGAAGGAUUGCGCGGAACAAAGAAUAUAGUCGGUUCCGGCGACGCUGCGGAGUGUCGAGAUUGCUCGGGGAUCAUAGCAGAUACAAAACAGGAGAACCGAAUUGAUCCAACCAGUAGUGUUACGCUCAUUGGUUGUGCACGUUGCGGCCAUACCGUUGUUAAAACGCAAACGAUUCAAGACGGUCAACUGGCGACAGGCGAAGUUUCCAUAGCCAAUUCGGAUGAGAAAUCGAAGGACGUAUCAUUGGAGGGCAAACGGAAAGAAGAGAUCGGCGACAGGGAGAAAGAGAAGGAUAAGGAUCUUGAGCGUCUACGUUAUUUGGAGACUAGAGUCGCGGAUCUCGAGGAGGCGAAUAUGUGCAGCAUCUGCAUGGAACGUCGUCGUAACGUCGCCUUUCUAUGCGGGCACGGCGCAUGCGAGCUCUGCGCCGCUCCGCUAAAGACCUGUCAUAUGUGCCGCAAAACGAUUACAAAAAAGAUCAAUUUGUAUUAGAUGAUGAUUCAUCAUUGCGCGCUUACCGGUACAUUGAUUUGUAUGCGUGUCGCGGGAGGAAAGAUUAAUAAUAAAAUGGCCCAAUUUAUGUGUCCCAUUUGAAACAAAUGGAUUCUAUCUAGUUUAGAAUGGGAGACACAAAAAUUUAUUUAUGUUGCACGUUGAGGCACAAUGGACACGGUCUGAGUGCCAGAGGUGGGACCUUGUUUGAGGACCACUCCCCGAUUCAUUAUUAUUAUUAUAUUGCACGUUCCUCUCGGGACAUUAAUUUACCCAAUGGAAAAUUCUGCCAAUCGCGUAGGAAAAUGUUCAGCAAUUCGUCGUGACAACAUGCGCUGAUGAGAUUUAACUGCCAAAAUGUAUACUCUUUUUCAUGAUCAUUUGUACGAAAGAACGAAAUAGAGACAAAGCUCUCCGUUGUAUUGCACUAGAAUCGUGCCAUAGUAAGACAGAUUUGCGCGUAAUACGAGAAUCGCGUUAGCUCGGACACGAGAUGGUUCGAUCUUACGUUAUCUUUGUUAUUUUUUUCGAGUAGUUAAAUAAUCGGUUAGUAAAAUUAAUUAUUACGAUGGUAUCUUGUGUCUUGACGAAUAUGCGCGACGUAUGAUUGUACACUAUGUACGCUUUCUUCCUCAUGAAUCGGCGUUUUUGCCUGUGCUUUAUCCCGUCCAUUUUUUAUCUAUGUUUAAAGAGAGCGCGGAUAACGAGCACGAAAAAACGAGCUUCUCAUCUCAACGUAGGAAACGCGAUCGUGCUUAUGCGACAACAAUCAUAGAAGCUCAUAGAAACGUUCGUACAUAUCGCCACAUUAUUGCGGAAAAGGAAAGAACACUGUUUUUACGUGUUCGAAAACUUAAAUUGUGCAAACUUCUGCUGCUUCAUGCGCAGUAGAAGGAAAAGGGGCACAUUUAGAUAAUUUAAUUUGUAACCGUCUCGAUUUUGAACUUAUCAUGAAAUUUUUUUAAUGAAUUUUUACUGAGCCUCUUGUUGAUUAAUUAAGAUUUAUAAACUUUGGUCAUUUUUUAAAUAUUUUAUUAACCCUUUAGCUCUCUCUACGACUGAACUGUAUCGUAGCACACACAGUUCGACCGCGAAAUGAAUCGAUAUGAUAAUCUUGCGAUUUUUUAUAUAUUUGGUUUUUAUUAUACAUGUAUACACAUAACGAAGGAGAAAUAUUGAAAUAGGAUAAUAGCGCUUCGUUUUAAAUGAUUAUUUAUAAGAAAACUAUUCUAGUGGCGCGUAGCAGCUGAAGGGUUAAUAAUACAACUUAGGAUUUUACUAUUAUAACUUGCUAUUUGCAAGAUUAGGCAUUUAAUGCGAAUCAAAUAUCGUCGCAAAGUUUUCGACGUUCUAAAGUGCACAAUUCCGGAUAAAAAAAGUAUCCGUUGAUACUUAAUUUCAAGUUGUGUGAAUCUGAUGCGGCAUUUAAAUGUAUCCCCUUUUCCCAUCGCAUUUGCGUCAUUCGAUGAAUUUCUGCGUAAUGAAUAAGGGAAACAUCCAGUCUUAUAGCCAAAUUUUCUAGGUAGAAUAAUUGUACUCGUUUGUAUAAAGUGAUUCAUUUGUGAUCGAAUGCGACAGCAGUGGAACCAAUUAAUUUUAAGCGCGCUUCCCGUCACGAACGCACCUUCUAACAAAAGGAAAGCAACGUGUUUGCAUUUAAUAAAGAAGCCGACAAUUGCCUAGAUACAAGCUUAUUAUUAACGUAAGAGGAGAUCGAGCUUUUUGAGAAUCCUCAAAUUACCAGGGAAAGAAACUAUGUGAUUUUUGGGAGAACUUUUUUUCCAUCAGUAUUAGACGUCUUGCCUUUCUAUUCAACACAACGAAAAAGCUUGUAUUCGAGGCGCCCAGAAACCUUUAAUACGAGUAAGUCGUAAGAUGUAUCCCGCGGCGAAAAAUGCGUAAUCAAUCGAUUUUUAAUCAGUCGGCUUUAACGUAACUUCUACAUUGGUGGUUUGAAGAAGCUGAAAGUGAUUUUUAUGGAUCAUUGUGCACUGGGGCGAGAGCAGUCCUUUCAGGGUAACACAUCGUGAAUUUUACGUUCACAACGAGAAACGUACAAUUUGCGAUAGUGCCAAUCUGAUUUUGUCAUGAAAAAGAUAUUAGCUUUCUUCUUUUCUUCUGUUUUUUUUUCUUUUUUUUUUAUAUUAAUAGCUGUAUUGUCGUUUAGAUAUCUGCGACGUUAUAUUAUAAAAGAUGUUAUAUUAUAGUAAGGCUACAGCAUAAUUAUUAAGCGUCAAUAGAUUUCUACAAUUGUAAUUUAAGAUGUAAUUUAAAUAAACAAUUUGACGGUAGAUGAACUUUAA
Molecule: messenger RNA, 6628 nt
Organism: Monomorium pharaonis (pharaoh ant)
Lineage: Eukaryota; Metazoa; Arthropoda; Insecta; Hymenoptera; Formicidae
Gene: mib2
Product: E3 ubiquitin-protein ligase MIB2-like
Exons: 12
Coding region: 1221-4325 (1034 amino acids)
Biological process (GO): protein ubiquitination
Cellular component (GO): cytoplasm
Molecular function (GO): zinc ion binding; ubiquitin-protein transferase activity; protein binding
Source: RefSeq, a predicted model, not a curated record